AUCUAAUACUCCCUCCGUCCCUGAGUGUUUGUCCACUUUCAUUUUUGCACACCAUCCAAUGCACUUCUUUAAUCCAUUUUAUCUUAUAAUUUGUAUAUUAAAAAAUUAUAAAAAUUAUAUAUUAAUAAUCUAUAUGUUAAGACGAAUCAAACAAGAUCACACAUGACUAUUUUUAGGCUUACACAUUGAGAGAAUUUGAUGAGUCAAACUGCUUAGAUGAACAGUUCCAAAAGUCAAAAGUGGACAAACACUCAGGGACGGACCAAGCCGGUCGUCCCAACAAAUCUGACCGGGGAAAUGGACAAGGUUGGUCCAUCCCGAUCUAGAAGAAGCCGGUCCCAGAGAUCGCACACCCAGGUCACACCAGAUGGCGAUGUGCGAUCAAUCCACAGCAAGGAUGAGGACUGGGAUGUACCCCAGGCCCAAAAGAAGCUAAAAGGAAAGGCAGUCCAGCCUGAAGGAUCCAGGAGAUCAGCAUUUCAAAGGCUGGGACAUGACGGCAGGAAUCAGAACCGGCCGGCCAAAGAACGACUAGGAGUGGAGACUACCCCGGUGAGUGCCUUUGACCGAUUGGGAAGAGGGGCCGGGCGACCUGGUCGGACCAGGCGCAUGGAGCCACCCCCUCGCGAUGAGCCCCAGAAUAGUCGGGCACCCCGGGAUGAAGAAGCCGAAAGCCAUCCAAGGCACACGGUCCGCUCCCAUAUUGAACAACCCCGGGACCGUGUGGGCCAAGUCGAAGCGCGUCUCGAAAAGUUGCAACGACGGGUAGACCGGGAUGAAAUGAAGAAAAUCUUGCUGAACGAAUCUCCGUUCACAGACCGGGUUCACGAGACCCCAUUUCCAAAGAAGGCGAAGCUUGAGGUCCCGAAAUUCACCGGGAAGGAGGACCCGAAAAUACACGUCAAAACCCUCCACCAGAGUGGGAGGAUGAUGGGCCUUUCCGGUGACGAGAAAUGUUUGCUCUUCUUCCAAACCCUCCGCGGCCGGGCCGCUGAGUGGUUUCACAACCUCCCUGCCGGCGAGAUCGAUUCUUUCGAUGAACUGGCCGAGGUGUUCCAGGAGAAGUUCAAGGAAAAUUGUACCAAGAGGAAGAAAUUCACCUACUUGAGUACGGCCAGGCAAAGGGAACACGAAGAUCUGACCAAAUUCCUUACCCGGUGGAAGGAUGAAGUUGACAAGGUGGAGGAGAUGGACGACAAAACAGACAUGUCCCUGCUGGUCUCCGGGCUUCGUUCUGGAGAAUUGUAUAAAGAAUUCUGCCGGAGACCUCCCCAGUCAUAUCAGGAGGCCUACAACACGGCCUGGGAUUAUGCUGACGCUGAAGCACAGGGGGUGAUCAAGCAGAUGAUAGAGGUCAGAGAGCUUGACCCAGAAUAUCUAGCUCAGGCGAAACCAAAGAAGAACCAAUGGGUCAGGCCCGAAGGACAACCGGCCGAGCAGAAUAAGAAGAAGAAAGCCGCCGGCAAGGAGCACUUGCAGGUCAUCUACGGUGGACCGGAAGGUGGAGAUUCUGCUUCUCAAAGAAAGAAGUGGGGACGAGAGCUCUAUGUGGGGACAAUUGCCCUAGCUCCCUGGUCAAAGCAAACCAGAAGGGAGGCGAUCACUUUCACAGAUCGGGACCUUCCCGCCACCGGCGAAGAUCACAAUGACCCCUUGGUCAUAACCAUGGAUAUGGGUGGAGUCGAUGUCUCCCGAGUACUCGUUGACACGGGCAGUAGUGUCAAUGUUUUGUACUUAGAGGCGUUUGAGAAACUCAAGCUGUGUCAAACACGGCUUGAGCCCUUGAAGACUCCCCUGUCCGGGUUCACUGGAGACUCUGUUGAAGCUGAGGGACCAAUCCUCCUGACUUGCGAAUUGGGCGUGGAAGACAAGGUGAUCCAGAAACAGAUGAGGUUUGUGGUAGUGAACAUCAAAUGUGUUCACAAUGCCAUCUUGGGCCGACCAGGAAUCAACAAAGUCCGAGGAAUCAUCUCCAUGGCACACCUCUGCAUGAAGUUCUAUACACCGGGCGGUAUAGGACAAGUCAGGGGAGAUCAAAAGAAGGCCCGGUCUUGUUAUCUGGAAGCUGUGAAAAAGAUGACAAAGGCGUUCAAAAGGGUUACCCUGGUUUCCCAGGAGGAAGACCAGUCGAAGUUGGAACCGGGUGACGAGACCGAGCAAAUUGUUCUCCGGGAAGCAUUUCCGGAGAGAAUGGUGAAGAUAGGCCGGGACCUGCCUGGAGGACUUCGAGAGGAAGUCAUCUCAGUCCUCCGGGAGUUCGCUGACUUAUUCGCUUGGAGUGUGGCGGAUAUGCCGGGCAUUGACCGGUCCAUUAUCUGCCACCGGUUGGCUGUAAUCGAAGGUAGCCGGUCGGUGAAACAAAAGAAGAGACACUUGGCGAAUGUCCGAAGGGACUUUGUCAAGAAAGAAUUGGCAAAAAUUGAAAUAUUGGACCAACCAAGUGCUGACCGGAUUGAGAUCGCAGCUAUUCAGCAAAGCCAGAGUUCAGCUACCGGGGUGAUUGAAGCGGAUGAUGACUGGAGAUACGAUCUCAUGGAGUAUUUAAUGACCGGCCAGAAACCGGACGACGAAGAACGAGCCAGGAAGGUUGUCUUACGAGCUCCCCGGUUUCAGGUACUGGAUGGUCACUUAUACAAACGCGCCAUUGGUGGACCCCUACUGCGUUGUCUCACCAACCCAGAAGCAGAACGGGUGAUAGCUGAGAACGAAGCCGACCACCUAGUUGAGUUAAAUCUGGUGGAAGAACGAAGGACCAUGGCAGCUGUCAAGAUGGCCGGCUACCAGCAGUCAGUAAAGAGAUAUCAUGACAACCGGGUGGGUCCAUGUUACUUCCAAGUGCAUGAUGAAGUCUUACGCAGAAGGGAUGCUACUCGCAUGCCAAACAAGACGACAUUCCAUGACCACUUGACCAGGAGGAGCUCGUCAACUUCUCAGGACAUGGCGAACCCGACAAACAAUCCGAAUCCGACGGACGGGUCGGGCAAGAGAGUCCGGAAACCCUACACCAUAACCAAGUCCAGAGAGAGCUGGACUGAUGAAGAACACGACAAGUUCCUUGAAGCUCUUCAACUGUUUGAUCGUGACUGGAAGAAAAUUGAAGAUUUUGUGGGUUCAAAGACAGUGAUUCAGAUUCGGAGUCAUGCCCAAAAGUAUUUCUUGAAGGUCCAAAAAAACGGUACAACAGCACAUGUGCCCCCACCUCGGCCCAAGCGUAAAGCAUCUCAUCCUUAUCCCCAAAAAGCUUCAAAAAAUGUUUUAGUGCCACUGCAGGGGCCUGUGGCUAAUCCUCCUUUAGUGAUUCCUCUCGCACCUGUGUAUGACACUUCCCUGCUUGUAAACACUUCGACCAGUGGAAUCAUGUCACGAGAAGAUGAAUUUUACAGUCCUGUAGAUGAAGAUACUGGAGCAAAGGGAGCAGAAGUAGUCAGCAACAAUGUUGAUGGAGUUGGGAGUUCUAGUAGAGUAGUGCCAAAACAGAGCGAGCUAGGUUCACGACUACAUGGAUUACCAGAUUUUGGAGAAGUGUACAAGUUCAUUGGAAGUAUGUUUGAUCCAGACACUAAAUGUCAAGAGCAGGAGCUCAAGGAGAUGGACCCUAUCAAUCUCGAAACAGUAUUAUUAUUGAUGAGGAAUCUAAGUAUCAACUUGUCUAGCCCCAACUUUGAGCCUAUUAGAAAGAUGUUAUCAUCAAAUGAUGUCAGUAUAAGAAGUUUAAGGGUCAGUGCGAGCAGUGUUGCCAAAAACUUGCACGACAUAUUAUGCUAAAUUACAUUCAUCUUAUAAUGUGAUGCUGCAUUUACUCUAGAGAGUGAUAUACACAUUGUGUAAUAUAUGUGCGGGAAUUCUCUGGCUACAUUCCCAAACAUGGAAAGCUAUAAUCUUUGAUGGAUUCCCGGAAUGGGCGACUUGCCAGAGUCUUCGUGGGGUGUUCCAGGGCUGUUGCUGUGCCAGCGAGCGUACCAAGAAAUGUGUUCAAAUUCUUCAAUGGAUGAUGGGAAUGUGUGCCCGCCUUCAAUUUUGUGCAGCGCGUAUAUUCCUUUUGUGCGUGUUAGAAAAUAUGUGUGUAGCUUUGAUAGCCCAAUCUUGUGCAGUUUCUAAGGAUUGUUUAUUAUGGCAUACACAUAUCUUGUGUGGUAUUGGGUAAUUGGCAUCAGCAUUUAUCAUGCAGAAUGUGAAUAUCUUAUAGGGAAUAAAGGGAUUAGAGGAUG
This is a messenger RNA of Cuscuta campestris, 4208 nucleotides long. Lineage: Eukaryota; Viridiplantae; Streptophyta; Magnoliopsida; Solanales; Convolvulaceae. The record is from the annotation of a GenBank genome assembly.